GGCUUCCGCAUGCGCUGCCAACGGCCCAACGCCCCUCCUGUUCGCACUGCUGCUCUUCAAUGAUGCCCAUGACUUUCGCCUCCUUCUUGUACUUGAUUGCUGCUGAGAUUCUGUCGAGCAUGCGCAGUGGCUAGCGUAUCGCAGCGACUCCUGUGUUCGAAGUAAUCGCCCAGCGCAUAGCGCAUUCCACCCACCAUGACUGCCCGUGGCAUCGGCGUCUUCACCAUCGAGUUCCCCGACCCUUCCAAGAUCGACUAUGUGAACAACCAGUUCAACACCCUCAACGAGUCCAUCUCCUUUCAGUACCGUGGCGUGACGAACAUCCAGACGCUGUCGACAAAGGGCGCCGCUUCUGGCUCCGACCCGUACGGCAUACUCUACGUCCCUGAUGUCUUCACCGAAGCCUGCAAGAGGAACGAGUCACAAUAUGUACCCGCGAAUGCCUCACGGAUUGCGAAUCUGCCCUCAGAUAGGAACUACGCGCUUAUAGCAUUCGCACCCUGGUACUCGGCGCAAUGUACCAUCGAGUACUUCACCGCGGCCAGGACGCUGUCAGCGACCAAGGCCUUCCUCACGUACUUGCCAGGAAACAGUAAUGCGCAGCCGCCCGUCUUGAACAACCCUGCAUGGGAUCUGCAGGACGGUGGCUCGUGGCAGCAGGGCAACACCUUUCCCACUUAUGCUCUGUCGUCCAUGAGCGGCAACAACAUCAUGGACCAGCUGAACCAGUAUUCUGGCAACAUCUCAACUGUGCCAAACGGCGACGAUCUCAGCAAGAUAUUCGACAGCACAUCCUACGUACGGCUGUGGGCCACCGUCAGCACCGACUCAAGCGGCACUCUGCCGAGUUUGUGGGUCUUCCUGGUUAUCGUUCUUGCCAUUCUGAUCGCGGCGAUCGGCACCACUUCACUGUGCAUGCAUAUCAUUCAGCGCCGACGACGAAACGCACUGCGUCAGCGUGUGCUGAACGGAGAGGUCGAUCUCGAGGCGCUCGGCGUCAAACGCCUUACAGUCUCCCAAGCAAUACUUGACAAGAUGCCUAUCGUGACGUACACCACCGGUCCUUCUGAGAGCGAAAAGUCGCCCAAGGCACCAGCCGCUGCAGCCAAUCUUGCACCUGGCGUCGAUGCAGAGACGGGGUCUAAGACAUCUCCUCUUGUUCGACGUCUCUCGGCCCCAACAUCCUCUACGACCAACGGCGCCACAUUCUCGCAGCCCACGUGUCCCAUCUGUAUAGACGACUUUGAGCCGAACGAGACCCAAGUCCGUGAACUUCCCUGCCGUCAUAUCUUCCACCCCGAUUGCAUCGACACAUUCCUGCUUCGCAACUCCUCGUUAUGCCCAAUGUGCAAGCAGAGCGUUCUACCAGCGGGCGCCUGCCCAGUGAGAAUUACAAACAUGAUGGUACGCCGUGAACGGCACAUUGCUCGCAUGAGCGCUCGGUCCGCCUGGUCAGCAGCAAACGGUGGUGCACCGCCGUCAGUAUCCGUUACCGUGAGCGAUCGCGCUCGGGGUGCUUUCGGAUCGGUAGGGCGAGCAAUAGCGGGGAGACGCAUAUUCAGUGCGCCUGAACGGCGGCAGAGCCCACCAGCGGACAUCGAGAUGGGUACUGCACAACAGUCCGCAGCACCACCACCGCAGCCAGUAUCGAGCGUGCCUUUGGCGCCACCUCCGGCACCAGUACCAGUACCAGCACCAACGAACUCUCAGGACUGCGAACCUCCGCCGACACCCACACAGAAUCGUAGGGAAUGGGCACGGCAAAGGGCACUGGAUCUGCUGGGCAGCAGGCACGCACCGCCAGAAGUUGAUUCCAUCGAGCAAGAAGAGAGUGCAAGGCCCAAGUGGAAACGAGCACUCAACAAGGUGUUCCCCGGCUUUCGGUAGCCUCACUGCCAGCAACACUGUACACAUUGGUUCAACAUAUCUUCUACCUUCUUUUGAUACCAUGCUUUUGGGUUUGGACGUCGGCGCACUGUCUUCUGGGAUUCUGUUGGGAGGCUAUGCAAGGCGUUUGGGUGCCGGACACUGUAUGUAGGCUUAUACGCACAUAGUAAUGAGAGCGAAACGAUUGCUGCCUCGAUAUCUCCCUCUCGGGUCCAUCUCCCGUAAGCAAUCGCUCUCGAUCCAGACGCGUACCUCGUACC
Didymella exigua CBS 183.55 is the source of this 2147-nucleotide messenger RNA. RefSeq lists its product as uncharacterized. NCBI's taxonomy places the organism in Eukaryota, Fungi, Ascomycota, Dothideomycetes, Pleosporales, Didymellaceae. The transcript is spliced from 3 exons. The record is from RefSeq and is a predicted model, not a curated record. Bases 196 to 1887 code for a protein of 563 amino acids.